Erigeron canadensis is the source of this 1008-nucleotide messenger RNA. RefSeq lists its product as uncharacterized. The coding region runs from base 1 to 1008 and encodes 335 amino acids. Lineage: Eukaryota; Viridiplantae; Streptophyta; Magnoliopsida; Asterales; Asteraceae. The transcript has 2 exons. The record is from RefSeq and is a predicted model, not a curated record.
AUGAGUAGAAUAUUCCUAGACAGUAGCAAAUGUGUGUUUCAACUCUACAAAGAUGAGUACUUACGCAGACCAACACUAGAAGAUAUACAACGAUUGUAUGCUAAACACGAAGAGCUUCAUGGUUUCCCGGGGAUGCUUGAGAGCAUCGAUUGUAUGCAUUGGCCUUCGAAAAUUUGUCCUAAGACAUGGCAAGGGAAAUACACGUGUGGUGAUCACGGCCAUCCAACAAUCAUGCUUGAAGCGGUUGCUUCAUACGAUUUAUGGAUUUGGCAUGCGUAUUUUGUCAUAGCGGGAUCGAACAAUGAUAUAAAUGUGUUGAAUAAUUUGCCUUUGUUUUGGCACUUUGAAUUUCAUAUCCAUUUUGGUUUUAACUUUAAACAUUGCGUGUAUUUUAACUUUGUUAUAUUUAGGGAAAUCAUCGAGGAUCGUGCUCCGGAUACUUUGUUUACGGUUAACAAAACACACUACAGAAAAGGCUACUACCUCGCCGACGACAUUUAUCCGGAGUGGUCAACGUUUGUAAAGGCAUUUUCGUGCCCACAAGAUGACAAGAAAAAAAAAUUUAAAAAGUAUCAAGAAAAAGCAAGAAAGGAUGUCGAGCAUGUAUUUGGAUGUCUUCAAAAACAAUUGCAUAUUCUAAGCCAACCAGCUAGAGCUAGAAGCGUUAACCGGAUUUUUCGAACCAUGUACGCAUGUGUUAUAUUGCAUAACAUGAUAGUUGAAGACUCGGGAUACGUCAUAACAUUACUUGAGGAGGACGGUAUGUUUCAACCACCUCCUGUACCUCGACGUACUUUCCAGGAGAUAAUGGCGGUUCACCAACGUACCAACAGGGAGCUCCGUGACCAACAUGUGCAUCACACUUUUCGUCAUGAUCUUACGAAGUGUAUAGGCGUCCCCCGUGAGCUUUACAUUGGAAAUUCAUUCAACGAUUUUCAAAGGAUUAUCGGGUCUUUAAAACAUGAAGACAAAAGCUUUUUAUGUGUGGGUAAAGGCGUAGUCAAUUAG